AUGCAUUCAAUUUGGAGUAGAGGAAAUACAAUCUUUGCCUUUACGUUGACUGUGCUAAGCGCUGUUACUUUGAUGGCCUUUCUGACAUCAAUGUUUGCGGUUAAAAGUGUCAAAGUUGAGAUAAGCGCUGCAAAUCCUCGGAUACGGAGUAUGUCAGAUUACACUAAUGAGGAAGGGAAGAGUGAUCUUGCAAUGGUUUCUUUAAAUAUACAUGCAGAUAUGUCACCAAUCUUUAAUUGGAAUGUUAAACAAUUGUUUAUUUUUUUGGUUGCGGAAUAUUCAACAAUGAAAAAUGUAAUUAAUCAAGUUGUUUUGUGGGAUAAAAUUGUAAAACGCCCGGAUUCGCAAGUGAUUUUGGAAGAAUCGAUUCACCCAAAAUAUUAUUUUCUGGAUGAUGGUUCAAAUUUGCUUAGUCAUCAAAAUGUAACUCUUAUUCUUAAAUGGAAUAUAGUGCCAAAUGCAGGACGUUUAGAGGAUUCUCAGGGUGAUGGUCAAUUUAUUCUUAAAUUUCCGUCCAAUUAUGUUUCUGGUCGUUUUUGA
Molecule: messenger RNA, 540 nt
Organism: Meloidogyne enterolobii
Lineage: Eukaryota; Metazoa; Nematoda; Chromadorea; Rhabditida; Meloidogynidae
Source: the annotation of a GenBank genome assembly